AUGGGCGACAAUAAGAAACCCCUCCUCUCCUCACUCCUCCUCGCCCCCCACCCACCCCUCCCUCCUCCUCUCCUCCUCCCUCCGACACCACUCCUGCCCGCGGAGCCGCCCGCCGCCCGCCGGCCGCGAAGACACGACAGGCGAACGACGACUUCCUCCCGCCCAGCAGUGCCGAACCGCCAGCGUUGUCACGCUAGCCGCGUCCUCAUCGGCGCGCAGUUAUCGCCAUCGGCCGUCAUCAUCUACCGUCGUCAUCGCGUGAUCGGCUUCAGCCGCCCCUCCGCCCUUAGUCAAAAACCGCCCACCACCCCACGGUCGACGCCCUCUACUUCUCACUCUCCCCCUCGCACCGUGGGCUACGGCGACGCCCACCCCACAGGCGGUCGGCACUCCUCUUCAAGGUCCCUCUCCGUCCGCCUUCACGCCUCCUCGUACCCUCCUCAACCUCAUCUCGUCGCCGUCACCGUCCCGCGGCCGCCGCGAAGAUCUCGCACAGUGGCUCCGCCGCCGCUAACAAGGGGUCCUGAUCGCCGCGCGGCGAUCCUCCUCCCCGUCGCCGCGGGGGCCCUCGUUUUCCACUUAGUGGAGACGCAGGGGUGGGUCGACUCCGUCUACAUGUCGGUGAUCUCGGUCACGACCGUCGGGUACGGCGACGAAGUGUUCAAGACGCGGCCGGGGCGGGCCUUCGCGUCGGUGUGGCUGCUCAUCGGCACGCUUUCGGUCACGCACUCGUUCAACUUCCUUGUCGAUAAGCUGCUCGACUGGUGGACCCCGAGGACCAACUUCGUCACGUCAUUACAUCGAUUAAGGCAAACAAUAGGAAAAAAAAGGAACAGGAGAAAGAACUAUAAUGUUCUUGUCGAGAUUAGAUUGGCGGCAUUUGGUCAGAUGAAGAAUCUUGGCGAUGAGUAG
Molecule: messenger RNA, 912 nt
Organism: Ananas comosus (pineapple)
Lineage: Eukaryota; Viridiplantae; Streptophyta; Magnoliopsida; Poales; Bromeliaceae
Product: two pore potassium channel c-like
Exons: 2
Coding region: 1-912 (303 amino acids)
Biological process (GO): stabilization of membrane potential; potassium ion transmembrane transport
Cellular component (GO): membrane
Molecular function (GO): potassium ion leak channel activity
Source: RefSeq, a predicted model, not a curated record